GCGUGUAUAUAUAGACCUCCUCCCACUUCCGGCAACCCAUCUCAAGCUCCCAAAUCUACGAUCUCUCUCUCUCUCUUCUCCAUUUCAUUGUCCGUAUUUCUCUUUCUUCCCCUGCACUGAUUGACACCGUUUUGAGAUGGCUACUUAUACUCCAAAGAACAUCCUCAUUACUGGGGCUGCUGGGUUCAUUGCAUCCCAUGUUGCCAACCGGCUCAUCCGUAAUUACCCUGACUACAAGAUCGUUGUACUCGACAAGCUUGAUUACUGCUCGAGUCUAAAAAACCUCCUCCCCUCUAAAUCAUCUCCUAGUAUCAAGUUCGUAAAGGGGGACAUUGGCAGUGCUGACCUUGUCAACUACCUUCUCAUCACCGAGUCUAUUGACACUAUAAUGCACUUUGCAGCCCAGACCCAUGUUGACAACUCAUUUGGUAACAGCUUUGAGUUUACCAAGAACAAUAUUUAUGGUACGCAUGUCCUUUUGGAAGCCUGCAAGGUCACUGGCCAGAUCAGGAGGUUCAUCCAUGUGAGUACUGAUGAAGUCUAUGGCGAGACAGACGAGGAUGCUGUUGUGGGAAACCAUGAGGCUUCUCAACUCCUCCCAACAAACCCAUACUCUGCAACAAAAGCUGGAGCAGAAAUGCUUGUCAUGGCAUAUGGUAGGUCAUACGGGUUACCUGUGAUAACAACACGUGGGAACAAUGUUUAUGGGCCCAAUCAGUUCCCUGAGAAAUUGAUUCCAAAGUUCAUCCUCUUGGCAAUGCAAGGGAAGCCUCUUCCAAUUCAUGGCGAUGGUUCUAAUGUGAGGAGUUAUUUGUAUUGUGAGGAUGUUGCUGAGGCUUUUGAAGUCAUUCUUCACAAGGGAGAGGUAGGUCAUGUUUACAAUAUUGGGACAAAGAAGGAAAGGAGAGUUAUUGAUGUGGCCAAAGAUAUAUGCAGACUUUUCUCAAUGGACCCAGAGGCAAGCAUUAAGUUUGUAGAGAACAGACCAUUUAAUGACCAGAGGUACUUUCUGGAUGAUCAGAAGCUGACGAUCUUGGGAUGGUCCGAGCGAACUACUUGGGAAGAGGGGCUUAAGAAGACCAUGGAGUGGUACAUCAACAACCCUGAUUGGUGGGGUGACGUCUCUGGGGCACUGCUUCCUCAUCCUAGAAUGCUGAUGAUGCCUGGUGGGAUUGAGAGACACUUUGAUGGACCUGAAGAGGAGAAGUCUGCAUCUUUCGUCCCAAGUAAUACCCGGAUGCUGGUUCCACCUUCCAAAAGCACCGGCUCUCCUCGAAAACACUCCUUGAAAUUCUUAAUCUUUGGUAGGACUGGUUGGCUUGGGGGUCUGCUUGGGAAGAUAUGUGAGAAACAAGGGAUUCCAUUUGAAUAUGGAAGAGGGCGUCUAGAGGAUCGGUCAUCACUUUUAGCAGAUCUUCAGAGUGUUAAGCCAACCCAUGUUUUUAAUGCUGCUGGUGUGACUGGUAGACCCAAUGUCGAUUGGUGUGAGUCUCACAAGACAGAAACAAUUCGCACAAAUGUAGCUGGAACCUUAACCUUAGCAGAUGUUUGCAGAGAGCAUGGACUCUUGAUGAUGAAUUUUGCUACAGGAUGUAUAUUUGAGUAUGAUGCUGCACAUCCUGAAGGUUCUGGCAUUGGGUUUACAGAGGAAGACAAACCCAAUUUCUCCGGUUCUUUCUAUUCCAAAACCAAGGCUAUGGUUGAAGAGCUGUUGAAAGAAUACGACAAUGUCUGCACUCUAAGAGUUAGGAUGCCAAUAUCAUCUGACCUAAACAACCCACGCAACUUCAUAACUAAGAUUUCUCGUUAUAACAAAGUGGUGAACAUCCCAAAUAGCAUGACUGUCUUGGAUGAGCUUCUACCCAUUUCCAUUGAGAUGGCAAAGAGGAAUUUGAGGGGAAUAUGGAACUUCACAAAUCCUGGGGUUGUAAGCCACAACGAGAUUCUUGAGAUGUACAAGCAAUACAUUGACCCCGACUUCAAGUGGGCGAACUUCACACUUGAAGAGCAGGCUAAGGUCAUAGUGGCCCCCCGAAGCAACAACGAGAUGGAUGGGUCAAAGUUGAAGAAAGAGUUCCCGGAGCUGCUAUCUAUCAAGGAAUCGCUGAUUAAAUACGUCUUUGAACUAAACAAGAAGAACUUUGCAGCAUAAACAAUCAUCUGUUGUAGACCUCAGGAUUGUCCUUUUCGUUUUGGACUAGGCAAUAAGUUUCAGCUACCCCUAUAAAGUCUUAUCAGUUCCCUCGAUUAUUCAUUUUUAGCUUCUUUUUCAAUAUAAAAGGGGGAUGAGGUUAUUUCUAUUAGGUAUGCUUCUUUCAUUGUUUACUUUGCCGAUGUAUUUUAGUGUGCUUGCUUACUUUGAGAAACUUUCUAUAGGUUCUUUAUAAUUGGUCAUCUGUAAGCCUGGGGAUGUGGUACUCUUUCUACUGAGUAUGCUCGUGGCGUUUAAUUCUUUAAUUACUUAACUUUUACACUUGUAUCUUAUGACAUUGAAUAUCCUUAAGAAAUUCAAUGGAAUGAAAGCGUACUUUAAUACAAUAGGCCACGUUUUUCUC
Juglans regia (Persian walnut) is the source of this 2555-nucleotide messenger RNA. RefSeq names its product trifunctional UDP-glucose 4,6-dehydratase/UDP-4-keto-6-deoxy-D-glucose 3,5-epimerase/UDP-4-keto-L-rhamnose-reductase RHM1. Lineage: Eukaryota; Viridiplantae; Streptophyta; Magnoliopsida; Fagales; Juglandaceae. The transcript is spliced from 3 exons. Gene Ontology annotation, molecular function: UDP-glucose 4,6-dehydratase activity; UDP-L-rhamnose synthase activity; dTDP-glucose 4,6-dehydratase activity. Bases 137 to 2152 code for a protein of 671 amino acids. Gene Ontology annotation, biological process: UDP-rhamnose biosynthetic process; flavonol biosynthetic process; auxin export across the plasma membrane. The record is from RefSeq and is a predicted model, not a curated record.